AUUUUCUCCACGUAUAGAUUGAUUUAUUAAUAACUUUAUACAAUUCAUCGAAGCGUGUCAACUUGAUAAAAGGCCGUCCAUUUUCGGCUUAAAAUUCAAUACAGUCAUUAUAAGAAAACGAUAAAAAGAGCAAGUUAAAGUUACAUAAAUUAGUUGUUGGUUUGUUUCAAAGACUUAAAAGACAUUAAAACUUAGUAAAAAUGGAAAUAAAGACUGCGAUAAUAUUUGUAUUUGCUUUAUGUGUUUGUGUAUUUGGCAGAAGUAUAAAGAUUAAGAAAUCAAUCGAAACAGAGUUUUCUCCAGAGCAAGAUGCUGAAGUAGAAGAUACUGAUAAUAAAGAAGAUUCCGAAGAAGAAAAGUUUGAAAGUGAAUCUGAAAUAAAUGACGACGAAUAUAAUGAUGAAUUAGAUCAGGAAAGUGAAAAUGAUGAUGAAGACGAAACUGAGUUUGAUGCGGAAAUCGAUAAAGACACUGAAUUAAACGAGGAAAAUUAUGGCGAAGAUGAAGAUGAAGAAGAACCUGAAAAGAAAAACGCUGACGAAGAAGAUUCUGAAGCAGUUAAUGAAAAAAAUUUUAAAACAGAAGAUUCUAUAAACAAAGAUGUUAAUAAUAAAGAAGACACAGAGAAAACCUCUGAUGAGAAAGAACUUGCAACAGAUGACUCUACACUUACUGAUGAUGAUGCAAAAAGUAUGAAAGGUAACCAAGAUGAUCAAGAUGUUGAUGAAGAUCUUGAAGCAGAAGAUGAUGAUUCUGAAUCAAAAGACCUUGACGAAGAGUAUGCUGAAAACAACGACGACAACGAAGAAGACACCAAAACAACCGGGAAUAACCAGGAAAAUAAAGAUGUCAACCAGGAAAGUAUAGAUGUCAAUGCAGAAAACGAAAAUUCUGAAGAAAAUGAAAACAUUGAAAAUGAUAAUGAGAAAAAGUCUGAUUCAAUAUCUGAAGAAGAUAAAGAUGAUAAAAUAGAUGAUAUGAACGAUGAAGAUGAUUUAGAAGAAUUUAUAUCAUCAGUAGACAAAGCGGCCGAAAAAAGAAACGGAUUGGUUAAAGAAAUAAAUGGUUAUUUAGCGAACUUCAAACAAUAAUUUUCAAGAAAAGUUCGCUAAAAAAAACCUGGUAGCAAAAGUAUGAUAUAUUUCGGAUUUGUUAACAUUAUAUUAUGUUGCUGUUGAAUAGUUAAUAUACUGAUGUAUUAAUGUACUUCCUUUAAUUUUGAAUUACAAAAAUUUUUUUUAA
This is a messenger RNA of Hydra vulgaris (swiftwater hydra), 1242 nucleotides long. RefSeq names its product glutamic acid-rich protein. NCBI's taxonomy places the organism in Eukaryota, Metazoa, Cnidaria, Hydrozoa, Anthoathecata, Hydridae. The record is from RefSeq and is a predicted model, not a curated record.